Galeopterus variegatus (Sunda flying lemur) is the source of this 981-nucleotide messenger RNA. RefSeq names its product olfactory receptor 5M8-like. The record is from RefSeq and is a predicted model, not a curated record. Gene Ontology annotation, biological process: G protein-coupled receptor signaling pathway; sensory perception of smell. Gene Ontology annotation, cellular component: membrane. NCBI's taxonomy places the organism in Eukaryota, Metazoa, Chordata, Mammalia, Dermoptera, Cynocephalidae. Gene Ontology annotation, molecular function: odorant binding; olfactory receptor activity; G protein-coupled receptor activity.
AUGAGCAGAAACUUCACCUCAGUGACUGAGUUCAUUCUCCUAGGACUGACCGAUCGCCUGGAAUUGCAGAUUCUCUUCUUCAUGCUGUUUCUGGCCGUUUACGGGGUCACAGUGGCAGGGAACAUUGGCAUGAUUGUACUCAUCCAGGCCCAUGCCCAGCUCCACACGCCUAUGUACUUUUUCCUGAGUCACUUGUCCUUUGUGGAUCUGUGCUUCUCUUCCGAUGUGACCCCAAAGAUGUUGGAGAUUUUCCUUUCAGAGAGGAAAACCAUUUCCUAUCCUGCUUGUCUGGUGCAGUGUUACCUUUUUAUUGCCUUGGUCCACGUGGAGAUGUAUAUCCUGGCUGUGAUGGCCUUUGAUCGGCACAUGGCCAUCUGCAACCCUCUGCUUUAUGGCAGCAAAAUGUCCAAGCGUGUGUGCACGUCCCUCAUCAUGGUGCCCUAUGUGUAUGGAGCACUCACUGGCCUGAUGGAAACCAUGUGGACCUACAAGCUGGCCUUCUGUGGUCCCAAUGAAGUUAAUCACUAUUACUGUGCUGACCCGCCACUGAUUAAGCUGGCUUGUUCUGACACCUACAACAAAGAGCUGUCAAUGUUUGUCGUAGCUGGAUGCAAUCUUUCCUUUUCUCGGUUCAUCAUUCUUUGUUCCUACGUUUGUAUCUUUUCUGCUAUCCUCAGGAUCCGCUCUACAGAAGGCAGGCACAAAGCUUUGUCCAAGGCAGGCAAAGCUUUGUCUCCCUGUGGCUCCCAUCUGACAGCUGUCACUAUAUUCUAUGCAACUCUUUUCUUUAUGUAUCUCAGAACCCCCACCAAGGAAUCUGUGGAGCAGGGAAAAAUGUUUGCUGUAUUUUACACCACGGUAAUCCCCAUGUUAAACCCCAUGAUUUAUAGCCUUAGAAAUAAAGAUGUGAAGGAAGCAUUAAUCAAAGAGCUGUCAAGGAAAAAAACAUUUUUCUAAAAAAAAAAAAAAAAAAGUUCAGUA